GCGAGCUAACGUAUAUAAAGUCUCGGCGUCGGGACUUUGUCGUCGCAGUUUAACGAUAAUACUUUGUUAUAAAGCAUAAUUAACGCACUCGUUCCUCAGAUAAAAACAUGAAGGCUACUUUGGCAAUGGUGUUGUGCAUGGCGGUGGUGGCCAUGGUCAUGGGGGCCGACGAAGUCAAAUACACGACGAGAUUCGACGGCAUCGACAUCGAUCAGGUCCUGCACAACGAUCGGAUUCUUAAAUCCUACAUCAAUUGCCUGCUCAAGGAUGCCUCCUGCAGCCCCGACGCACGAGAGCUCAAACGACUGCUUCCCGACGCUCUGGCGACCAACUGCGAGAAGUGCAGCGAAAAGCAGAAGGCCGGAGCCGAGAAGGUGAUCGCCUUCCUGGCCAAGAACAAGCCCGAGACCUGGACCGAGAUCCUGGCCAAGUACGACAAGGACAACGUCUACAGGACCAAGUACGCCGAGCAGGCCAAGAAACUCGGCGUUCCCGUCUAAAUGUGAUCGCUGAACACCUCGACGCUGACGAUUACGCCGUGAACGACGUUACCUUUUUUUUCUCUCUUGUAUAUUUUUUUGUGCUUAUAUAUAUCGCGUAUGUAUAAUGUUCGCGACGAAAGAUGAAGGAAAGAAAAAAAAAUUAAUGCCAAGAUCCACGAUUGUAUCCGAUUGUUAACGCGUUUACACGCUCGCAUGCGCACGGGAUUUUAACAACUCUGUUUAUUUUACUUAUAAUAUUACGAACAUCGAUUUAUAGCUUGAGACCAAUAAAUAGACAACUUAUUGUUUUUCAAUCAA
Messenger RNA from Trichogramma pretiosum, 800 nucleotides. RefSeq names its product ejaculatory bulb-specific protein 3-like. The transcript has 3 exons. Lineage: Eukaryota; Metazoa; Arthropoda; Insecta; Hymenoptera; Trichogrammatidae. Bases 108 to 500 code for a protein of 130 amino acids. The record is from RefSeq and is a predicted model, not a curated record.